Crotalus tigris (Tiger rattlesnake) is the source of this 2122-nucleotide messenger RNA. It is a transcript of the gene FANCE, whose product is annotated as FA complementation group E. Gene Ontology annotation, biological process: interstrand cross-link repair. The transcript has 10 exons. Bases 146 to 1540 code for a protein of 464 amino acids. The record is from RefSeq and is a predicted model, not a curated record. Gene Ontology annotation, cellular component: Fanconi anaemia nuclear complex. NCBI's taxonomy places the organism in Eukaryota, Metazoa, Chordata, Lepidosauria, Squamata, Viperidae.
UCCCUGUAGAAAAAGGAAGACAACAUUUCAAUUGGCAGAUCUUCACUGAGAAACUGUGCUCUCAAGAACCAGUGCUUGAAGAGCCCAACAAGGCUCUUACCACGUGAGUUGGGCUUGUUUCUCAUUAGAAAGGAAACCAGUAUUGAUGCUGCUUCCAGUGUUGUGCCAAAGAAAUCUCUUUUCCUUGUUGCUUAUAGUACAAUCUACAGUGCCAAAGGACUGCCUCAGCUGUCUGCUUCAGGCCUCUAGAAAAGAUCCCAAUCCAGAUUUAUGGGUACAGAGAUUAAGGGAUUUACUACUGGCGGGGAUGGAAGAGAGGAGCUUUUUGACUCCUAUCUUGCUGUCCAGUACAUGCCAACAACAACUGAAAUGUUUAUGCCAGAAAAUUAUGACCCAUAGUAGCAGCAAUGCUAAUUUAGAAAGAAAAUUAAACUGGUUUGUUAAACUGGAAAGGUCUUGCUUGGUGCCAGCUGGAAAUAAUUUUCAGUCUGGAUCGCAGAUUAGGAAAAAAAGAAAAGCAUCUGAAGAAUCUCUGAAUCUUGAAGAGGAGAAUCAGAGGAAGAGGUCCCAACUGGAAAUUAAGUUGGAUACAGAAAUUUCUCAACCACAGUCUGAACUGCAGGAUGUUGGAACAGAAGGCACAGAAAAAGAACUGGACACUUUUGGAAAUGAAGAUGUUCACUGCCUAAGUAGCGUCAAUCAGGUUUUUUUCAAAGAAGAUGAAGUAGAAAAGAGAAUUGUCAGCCAGAGUUCUGAGCAUGACACUGUAACAGAGGUUCCUGAUCAUAUGAAAAACCAUAUAUCAAAACUUAAAGAAUUGCUAGAAAUGCAGUUUGAUUGUUCUAAUGGAACUGCCCCUCCCGAGCUACAGAUUCUGAAUGAGUGUACUCCAGGUCAGCUAGAAGAUUUAUGUUCACUGCUCAAACUUUCAGAAUGCCCAGAGAAUGAGCUUCUGCAGUUCUGCUGCUGGAUAGUAGCACUUUCACCUGAACUUGGCUACAAGAAGGCAGCAAUACUUACUGAAAAGCUUUUCUUAUCUCGGAUUCUUUCGCUGACUGAGACAGCUUCCUGGCCUCUCACAACUGCCCUAAUGAUGUUCUGCUCCAAAUAUCCUCGUCCAGUCUGUUGCGCCUUACUUUCUUCUAUUGUGCAAGUUCCAGGGCAAGGACUUGAGCAAUUGAGAUUGGUAUGCAAGCUAAUUGAGGAGUGUUUGGAACCAGAAUGUAUGAGGCUGGUGUUCAGUCAUAUUAUAAAAGUGCCAUGGACAGAAGACCUUCUCACAGUUGUGCAUUCUUUGCUGGAAAAACAGGUAGAAUUGUCUAGUGAGCUCUUCAAUGUGUUGGUCCUUAAUCUUUGUCAGAUGGCUCAAACAUUUGAAAGUUCAGUACAUUACGCAAAGCUGAUCCUGACUCUGUUGACCAAAUAUCAAAAUGAUAUCGCAUUGGGCCACCAGCGCUAUUUAUCAGGUGCACUGGACUUUAACAAAACCAUCUUGAAGAAAUCUCUUCAGGCUGCAUUAAAGAGAGUGACUUCCAAGUGAAAAAUGUAAGAAGGCUUUCUUUCUCCUGGAGUGGCUAUGAAAUCAAAUAUGCCUUAAGACUUUGGGACAAUUCUGCUUCUUUCUUUUGAUCAAUUUGCUCAAUGCAACUCACUAACUUCAAAUUUAAGUAUGUACAAGAUUCAAAAUAGAUAUGUGCAUUGCCUUGGAUUGGUAUAAGUUAGAUAUAAGGUAAGAUAUGCAGCCUAUACAUUUUGUAAAUAAAUAAGUAAAAUUUGCUAUGCACAUUUUUUCAUUUUUAAUCAACAUAUACACAGUGAAUACCUCAGGUUGUCAUUCCACUGCUGGGGCUAGUGAUCUGUCUGCCUCAUGGGUGACUCUAAGGAAACACCUUGAUUUCCCUUAAGGAGAAGCUAAUAGUGUUGAAAGAGUAAGAAAGGGGUAGAUAUUGUAUGGUGCAUAAAAGAAAAAGCUAAGGAACACAAGAGUUUCAAACUGUCUGCAACUGAGUUCUUUUUGUUCACUCAACAUUCCCUUUAUUCCCACAAAUGUUUAAGUUUCAUUAUAUAUCACUCUUAUACUUAACAGUCAAUCUUAAAUUCCAUAUUCACAUAAAACCUCUAU